Cephus cinctus (wheat stem sawfly) is the source of this 2088-nucleotide messenger RNA. RefSeq lists its product as uncharacterized. NCBI's taxonomy places the organism in Eukaryota, Metazoa, Arthropoda, Insecta, Hymenoptera, Cephidae. Gene Ontology annotation, molecular function: BMP binding; receptor ligand activity. Gene Ontology annotation, biological process: animal organ morphogenesis. The transcript is spliced from 4 exons. The record is from RefSeq and is a predicted model, not a curated record. Bases 549 to 1442 code for a protein of 297 amino acids.
UGGAGAGCUCGGAGUCCCGGCUCGCGGCACACGUUCUCGCGUUUCAGCUCAGUUGCCUCCUGGCAGCCAGGAUCCCAGCUACGUAAGGAAACGCGAGCCAAGAGUUUCUAAGAGACGCAGGCACCGCGAUUACGGCCCUCGUAGCGCCUCCUCUUCCUUGAUCACGACGUAGUAGACCCGUCCAAGAGUCGCGGACGCUCGACUGUGCGCGAUUAACGGGGGUACCAAGGUGUCGCACAGUAGCAGCUACAGCCAAUUUUUCCUACGAAUGGAUAAUCCAUAGCUACGUCGUACAACCGAGAGUUCCAGUGCUUUAACAUCGGCCGAGAGGACUAGACCGUCGACCAUAGUCCCAGCAGGAACAGUUGUCAUCGUACCGAAGAGAGCGGAAUAGCCGAGCGGAGUGAAGGAGUAUUUACGUAGAAAAGAAAAGAAAAAAUAUAUAUAGUGUGAGACAAGGGGGACUAGAGGGGGAUAGUUAGAAAGAAAAAAAAAGGGAAAAAGAAGGAAAUAGAAGAGAGAGAGAGAGAGAGAGACACACAGUGAAGAUGGGGUACGGUUUAGCAGUGUCUUUGACAGUCGUGAUGCUGCAUUCGUCCAUGCUGCGUGCUCAUCGCGAGCAUAAGGUGCACAAUAUUGUUCUCUACCCGGAUAAGCACAGCUGGUGCAAGACAACCCCCAUCAAGCAGGUGGUAACCUGGCCUCAGUGUUCCUCGCAGGAGUUGGAUAACAACGUGUGCGUAGGAGCAUGUUUCUCGUAUAUGGUACCCCAUAGCGAGCCUUCAGCUCCGGGUGACCUAAUUCGGCCCUAUUGCGACUCGUGUCAGCCAUUGGAUAGCGUCUGGCACACGGUUACCCUGGACUGUAAGGACGAGGAGAACAAUCCGAUAACCAUGCAGAAGAAGGUGCAGAUCAUCACUAAUUGUUCCUGUAGCUCCUGCAUGGAAACGUCACGUAUCAAACCGGAUUACAAUACUUUGCUUCAAUCACUGGCUCAAGAAAAUCUCGAUAAAAAUGUCAACACUGUACACGAGACACCGGAUUUAUUAUUGAAUCCGAAUCUGAACACCUCGAACAAUACGACUGGAGAUGGCAUCUUUGCAGGUGAGAGGUUUGUGCAGCUGGUCAAGGAGUUCAAGAGCUCGGAAAAACUGGUGAAACCUGAGGUCAAGGAGUUAUUCUCGAAGCUGGAGGAAGAGAUUGAUCUUGAUAAGUUUAAAGAUGUUUUGCGUGAUAUAUACGUGCAGGAGGAGGUCGAAAGUCAUAAACAGCAUCACGAAGCACUCCUGCAUCGUGGACCGCAUCAUUCUAUGGUACUGGAUUCUGGGGUUAAGGAAAAGAUCGACGUAGAGCCACAUUAUCUUCAUCCUGCGGUGGCGGGACAGGAAAUUAGUUAUAACGAUAAUAUACUUGUUGAUAAAGAUAAGAAAAAGGGCUUUUAAGGAAAUCGCCAUAGACUUUGAAAAACUUGUACGAAGGGACUUCCGUGCGGACGUUAAACGCGAGUCUCGAUUAUUUGACGCUGGACGCCAAAAAUGGCAGGAAUCUUCGGUUAAACAUUGACGAUGUCGUUUAUGAUCACGUUAUAUGUCCCUAGAUCUGAGAAUUAAUGGGUAUAGAGGUUUGAGGAUCGAGCACAAGAUGGCCGACGGUGCGAAAAUCAGCGCGGGAAAAUUUCAUUAUAUGAAUGUAAACUCUUUGGCGCAUCACGAAUUGACGUCGCGCACCGUAGGAAUGUCAGCGUUCUCUUAAACUAAUCUAUUAUUCGAUGUUCGAUGAGAAAUUAUAUUGUCGGAGAGCAACAAGAUAAUGGGAGAGCGAGAGAAUUUGAGAGAAACACAAGUAAAGGGAGGUACGAAUGAAUAAUGAUAAAAAGUGCCGAAAUGAACAAAAAAAAAUGAUACGAAUUCACAGUGCGAACAAGUAUUUGAAAACUGGCUCGCGCGAAUGAAAGAAAGAGAGAGAGAAAUUUUAAUAUAUUUAAUAAUUAUUAUAUUAAUUAUUUAACAAUAUAUUUCUAAGCCCUUGUUUUCCCCACUCUUUGUAUUUGUAAUUUAUAUGAAUAUACGAACACGUGUAACCAACUUA